CUCCAUUAUUGCCCUGCUUCCUCUGUUUAUAUAUCUCUUCAUUCUCCAUUCCUUUUCCUCUCAAUUUCAUUUCAACACACACUGAAAGAGAAACAUAUCGUUAUCUAAAUUCAUUCUCUUUCUUCUUCUUCUUCCUUUCUGGGGGUUUUGUUUUUGUUUGAUUUUUAGAGCUUUCAAUUGACAAAUUUAAAACUGAAAAAAAACAAAAAAAAAAAAAAAAAAGAAAGAACAGAGAGAGAGAGAGGAAGAGGAGAAGGAAGAGGAAGGCGAGCGAAGAAGAAGAGUUUUUUAUUUCCAUGUCUUCUGAUCUGUUCAUUCAUGGCGAUUCAUCAUCUUCUUCUUCUCUGUUUCGUUGCUCCUCUUCCGAUUUGGUUUUCCCUUCUGAGGCAGACCUUCAAUUCUUCUCCGAUCCUUAUUCCCCUAAUUUCUCAGAUUCCGCCAUUGAUAUUCUUAAUUCCAUUCCUUCUCAAUCUCAACAAGAAAACCCACUCCUCGAUGAAUUCAAUUCAAAUAAUAAUUCUAUUUCCGUCGACAAUUUCAUCCCGAUGCAAGGUUUAUCUCUCUCUCAUCCCACCCCCGAUUUCCCUCUCCUCCCUAAUCCAUCUCCUUCUUCCUCAAAUGGCUUUCAAAAUCUCACCAAUUUCGACGUCAAAAACGAAGAAUCCCUUCUAGGUUUCAACAACCCACCUCUCUGUUUCGACCCCCCUGAAAAUGUUGAUAAAUCCUUACUCCUCCAUAGAAGCUUCAGUGAAAAACCCAACUUCCAAACCCGACUCGAAACAUUUCUAAUGGAAUCCCAAAAUUUCCCAAAUAAUCAUCACUCUCUCCCUUGCCCUGAAUCCGACUUUUUCUCCUCACAAAUCAGACGCGUCUUCAGUACCGGCGAUUUACAGAAUUCGGGGAAUGGAAGGUCGUCGUCGUUAAUGGAGGAAGGGAAUUUCAAAGUGGGAAGAUACAGUGCAGAGGAGAGAAAAGAGAGGAUAUUGAAAUACAGAGCAAAGAGAACACAGAGGAAUUUCAACAAGACAAUAAAGUAUGCAUGUCGGAAAACGCUAGCCGACAACCGGCCGAGAAUACGUGGCAGAUUUGCACGCAAUGACGAACCUGGAGAGAUUCCCAAAGCUGCAUGUUCAACCAGGGAAGAAGACGAAGAUGAUUUCUGGAUUGAAGGGUUGCAUGGAAGUGAGGAAGAAGGAACAAUAAGAUCGGGGAAACAGUAUGGUGAAAUGUACGGACGAAUGCAAUUUCAGUAUUGUGGAUUUUGAAUCAAACUAAACUACUACAACAUGAUGAUGAUGAUGAUGAAGAAGAAGAAAGAAAUAUAUUUAUAUUUUUUCUUUUUCUUUUUCUUUUUUAGUGAAGGGAAAAAGAAAAAGAAAAGGAAAAAGAGAAGAAUUUGAGAACUUGACCAAAAGGCCCUUUAUUCACAAAGAAAAGAAAAAGGGCCUUUUUUUUUUUCUCUUUUCUUUUUUGUGUCUAAAAUAAGAAUUAUUGAAGUUUUUAACUGAGUUGGGGGGUAGUGGUAGGAAAUUAGUAGAGAAAUAGUUUCUUGUUUUUUGUUUUAAUAUCAAUAUUUCUGACUCUUUUUCUGUAAAUAGUAAUGAAUUUCAAUUAAUAAAGCUAAUUUUAAAUCAAAUUUUAUAUUCCGUGGGUA
Messenger RNA from Cucumis sativus (cucumber), 1654 nucleotides. RefSeq names its product two-component response regulator-like APRR5. NCBI's taxonomy places the organism in Eukaryota, Viridiplantae, Streptophyta, Magnoliopsida, Cucurbitales, Cucurbitaceae. The record is from RefSeq and is a predicted model, not a curated record. Gene Ontology annotation, biological process: regulation of flower development. Gene Ontology annotation, cellular component: nucleus. Gene Ontology annotation, molecular function: protein binding. The transcript is spliced from 4 exons. The coding region runs from base 297 to 1265 and encodes 322 amino acids.